Molecule: messenger RNA, 1303 nt
Organism: Cryptococcus amylolentus CBS 6039
Lineage: Eukaryota; Fungi; Basidiomycota; Tremellomycetes; Tremellales; Cryptococcaceae
Exons: 4
Coding region: 71-742 (223 amino acids)
Biological process (GO): negative regulation of DNA-templated transcription
Molecular function (GO): DNA-binding transcription factor activity
Source: RefSeq, a predicted model, not a curated record
CGCUGCCAUCCACUUUCCUCCAAUUCAUCGCCAACGCCCCUAACACACACACCGAGGAUCACAGUCUAUCAUGGACGCCGAACUGCAAACGUAUAAAGACCAGCUCGCCUACGUCAACCUCUCCCUUGAAUCCGACGCGACCAACGAUGACCUUCUCAAGCUCAAGACGGAACUCGUCGAGCUCAUAGACCUGACUGAGCAGGCAAUGGGGCACUCUGCGGGGGGGUCCAAGGGUGGGGAUACUUCAGCCAAGGGGAAGGCGGCUUCCAAGGGAAAGGAAAAAGAGGUGACAAAUUGGCAGGAUCAGGGUCAGUAUAAAGCCGGCAUGGACUGCAUGGCUAAAUACAAGGAUGGGAAAUGGUAUCCAGCACGUGUCAAUGCUGUCGUAGGCUCCCAGGAAUCUCCCCUAUACACAAUCACAUUCAAAGGAUACACAUCUUCCACCAACGUCCCUCUCUCCUCAUUGCGCCCUCACGAUCCCAACGCGCCCAUCCCGCAACCACAGAAGCGUAAAAACGAAGAGUUGACGGAAAAGGAGAAAGAAAAGAAGAAGAAGAAGGGCGAUAAAUGGAUGGAGACCCAAAAGCAACGAGCCGACGAGGUCAAAGAGAAGAAGAAUGCUUGGGAGAAGUUUGGCAAGAAGGCCACCAAGAAGGGAAUCCAUAUCAGCGGGCUGGAAGGCAAGUCAGUGUUCCGUACUCCCGAUAAUCCAUAUGGUCGAGGUAUGUUAUAUCGAAGCUAGCAAGGGAGGCCAAUACUCACCUUUCUCAGUUGGUGUCGUCAACUCCGGCCGAGGUGUGACCAACUACGAACGUAUGGGCAAGCACAAGUUUGAUGAAGAGCGAGACGACUAAGUCCACUAUUUCCAAGACAUCUUCGUUUUUUGGCCUUCCACACGAAAGUUGCUGAGUGACCAUCAUUAUGCUUAUCUAGAAACCUAUUGCAUCGCUGCCAAUCAUCUGGCCAGUGUGACAAGUGGUAUGUAACAACAUAUGGACAACACUGGCUUACAAUCGCCGCGUACUUGUUGAAUGCCGAAUAUUGAGAGUAUUGACGAUCACCUUUAUGUGGCAGUUCUGGGUGGAACCAUGCGCGAUUUUCCGUACGAUUCUACAAUGGCAGCCACAAUACAGUGACAUAGGAAUGCCACGACAACGUGCGUUCUUGGGUUCAAAUGAUUGAGAGACAGGCGGUAAGGCUUCAAGCUUCGUAAUCAAGCUUCGUAAACUUUCCUUCCGUCUCCCAUAAUCCAAUACCUGCGGUCAUGGAUGGAUGCCACUUGGACUACAAUCCAAAAUGCCGA